GUGAAGAGAGAGAGAGAGAGAGAUGGCGGAGGCGAUCAUCGGGCCGCUGGUGUGGAGGCUGCAGGAGCUGGCGGUGGGGCAGGCACGGGCGCUGGUGGCGGUGAACGGCGACAUCGUGAGGCUCCGGGACAGGCUCAUGUGGCUGCAGGCCUUCCUCCGGGAGGCCGACGCCAAGCGCCGCGCCGUCUCCGACGAGGUCACCAGGGUCUGGCUGCUGCAGACGCGGGACGCCGUCUUCGACGCCGAGGACGCCCUCGAUCAUUUCUAUCUCCGGGUCGAUAUGUCCAGGUUUCCAAGAUGGGCUCAACCCUGCAUGAGAAAUAUUGUAACAUUUACAACACAAAUACGAAUGCGGCACAUUCUCUCCGGAAAGAUAGUAGCUAUCAACACUAGACUUGAGGAAAUUAUUCAAAACAAAGAUAGGUACAAGAUGGAUGAUAUGAAUAAGGAGAUAGAGGUGACAUGGAAGGCUUCAACAUCAAUAUCUGAAAGCCAAUCUGAGCUGGGUGAUUCACAAAAAGGAUAUUUGACAUUGUAUGCAGAGCUCCAAAAUAAACUCGAGAAAUACCUUACCCCAACUGAUCAAGAACGGAAGAAAAACAACAAUCGUCCAAUUGUGAUUUCGGUGUCUGGAAAGAGUGGGGUUGGCAAGACAACUCUUGUGAGAAACGUAUACAAAACAAUGGUUAAGAAGAACUGUUUUGAUGUUCAUGCUAUGGAGAGUUUUGCACCUCAUUUAACAGCUCCCAACAUUCUACAUCAAAUUGUUCAACAACUUACAGAAGACAACAAGAAUUGCCCUAGAACCAAGGUCCAAGAAAUGUUGGCUGAUGCAUUGAAAGGUAAAAACUACUUGCUGGUGAUAGAUGGUGAAGUUAGCAGAACUGAAUGGAAGAACAUGGUCACUAUUCUCACUACUCUUACACCCGGUUCUACUGGUAAUAGAAUAGUGCAUAUCAGAUUUGACAAACCAGAACAACAAUCUAUCUAUUAUCAAGAAUGCAUUCAGCUAGAUCCUCUUGAAAAUAAUAAUAUCAUGGCAUUGUUCCAUGAGAGACUACGAAGCCAGGACCAACAAGGUGAUUCUCGAUAUCCAAUCAUAUUGAAGCUGAAGAGACUACUCCAAUUGGAUGAACAAUACAGAAAACUUGAAGAAUACCGUGAAGACAUCUGCAAAAUCACAGAAGGGUUGCCUCUGGCUGUUGUUCUUCUAUCAGGUCUUGUCCAAACUAAAGAGUUUCCCCAUGAGUGGACAGAGGUAUUCAAGUACCUUAUUUCCAAGAAAUCGAAGCGGCUUGACAAUUUAUUGUCCUUGUGCUUUGAUGAUCUUCCACACGAGCUAAAAUGUUGCUAUUUAUAUUUUGCUGCAUUUCCUCCCAACGUAGUGUUGGAGGCACGCAAUUUGGUGUGUAUGUGGAUGGCAGAAGGAUUUCUAACACCUAGAGUUGGGAAAACAUUGGAGAAGGUGGGCUACAUCUUCUUGAAUGAGUUGAUUGCCAGGAAUCUAGUCAAUCCUGUUCUUGCAGAUGACGAUAAUUCUAGUACUGGAGCUAUGUUUGUCUCCAUCCAAAACAAAAUCCAUGAGUUUUUGCAGUCUGAAGCACAUGAGGCAAGUUUCUUGGAGGUCCAUAGUGGUGAUGACAUCCCUACUUUGACAAGUGCUCGUCGUCUCUCUUUGCAGAAUUACACAGACAAGUAUGCUGCCCUAGCAAAUCCAUUGCCAAAGCUACGCUCCAUCUUCUCUCAGUUUGAGCAAGAGCCAAAGGAACAAGAUCUCGAAGUAAACCAAACAAAACAAUGUUGUUGCACACCUCAACAGUGGGUAACCACCUAUAAGAAACAGAAAGACAUCAAAUCUCACAUAAAAGGAUUGUUGAAGGGAUCUGAGUUCCUUCGUGUCAUUGACUUGCAAGGCAUUGAGAUUGGUGAGGAGUUGCCACAUGCAAUAGGAAGUGUCGUGCACUUACAGUACCUUGGAAUUACAUCAUGUUCAUUAACGGUGAUCCCUCCAUCUAUUGGAAGCCUCAGUGGUCUGCAAACAUUAGAUGUCAGGGAAACUAAUGUUCGGAAGCUCCCACUGGAUUUCUGGAUGAUCAAGACACUAAGGCAUGUUUUUGGUUUUACCCUCAAAUUGCCAAAACAAAUUGGCAGUAAGAAGCAUAUGCAGACACUUGACUCAAUAGAGCUUGAUGAUCAUGAGCAAGAUUUGACAGGGACAGUUGGAAAUAUGGUCCAUCUAGAGAAUCUUUUUGUUUGGAAUAUUGCAAUGGGCAAUAUGGCUGCUUUGUCUAUUGCUUUGAAAAUGCUGGAGAAUCUUAGGACUUUGGCUUUGCAUGGUCAGAUUAUUCCGUCAAGUGUGUUUAAUACAAUCUCUCUUCGCCGCCUCAAGUUCAUGAAGUUACAAGGGAAGUUGAAGCCAAAAUCAAUGAUAACUAGUAUGGAUGUGUGUCUUCCUAAUCUCAGCAUGCUUUUGUUGGAGAAAACAAAGGUGUCUCAGUUAUUCAUUACAAAGCUUGCUGAGCUCCCAUCUCUUGAAACCCUGGCAUUAUAUCCUGGGUCAUACAAGGAUGAGCAUCUUUUAUUCUCUCCAAGUGGAUUUGUUAAUCUCAAGAAGAUCAAGCUUGAUGUGCCAACAACACUAAAAACAAUUGAGAUACAACACGGUGCACUUCCCGUUCUCAAGGAACUUGACAUUCUCUCUCAACAUCAUCAAGCUAAAAUCAUUGCGGAAUCACGCAUUACAAACAUCAUCGUCUAAUGACUUUCUAAAGACAAUGAAGAGUGAUAGUUGAUGAUGAAGACAUCUGAUGAAAAGGUAAUUAUGUUAAUUACUACUACAAUGUGAGAUUAUUAUAUUUAAAUUGCCCACAAACAAUUUAAUAUUAUUUCUG
Molecule: messenger RNA, 2891 nt
Organism: Oryza brachyantha (malo sina)
Lineage: Eukaryota; Viridiplantae; Streptophyta; Magnoliopsida; Poales; Poaceae
Product: putative disease resistance RPP13-like protein 2
Exons: 3
Coding region: 23-2758 (911 amino acids)
Biological process (GO): defense response to other organism
Molecular function (GO): ADP binding
Source: RefSeq, a predicted model, not a curated record